AUGGAAAGACCAGGGCUGCUCCUCUUCGCCUUUCCUCCGCCAUCGUCCAUCCUAAGCCUGAGUCAGCUUCUCACCAUAUCUUCUCACAAGACUUUCCAAAUGAAGCGACUCCUAGCCAAGAAACAAGAGCAAAAUCGUCCUAUUCCUCAGUGGAUUCGGAUGAAAACCGGUAACAAAAUCAGGCACAACUCCAAGAGGAGAACCAAGCUGGGCCUGUAA
Molecule: messenger RNA, 219 nt
Organism: Cricetulus griseus (Chinese hamster)
Lineage: Eukaryota; Metazoa; Chordata; Mammalia; Rodentia; Cricetidae
Source: RefSeq, a predicted model, not a curated record